Molecule: messenger RNA, 1433 nt
Organism: Abrus precatorius (Indian licorice)
Lineage: Eukaryota; Viridiplantae; Streptophyta; Magnoliopsida; Fabales; Fabaceae
Exons: 4
Coding region: 114-1433 (439 amino acids)
Source: RefSeq, a predicted model, not a curated record
CUUUGUGAAAUGCCAGCGAAGCUAUAUAUACCCACACAAAAACACACCACACGUCACAACAAGUUCCAUCAACGAUUCCACCGCAACAAAUCACAACACAAUUCACCUUCACCAUGGGUGAAAUCACCACCACCGCAGCGGAAUCGUUACUGGACCGAAGAAGCAAGUUCAACCGCAGCGUUUCGCACGUGAACGACGAGUUCCACACUUUCCGAUCGUACCUACGGUGGAUGUGCGUUGACCAGUCAAACCCCUUCACGGCCGCACUCUCUUGGUCCGUCUUCCUCCUCUUCGCCAUCGCCGUCCCCGCCGCGUCACACUUCCUCCUGGCAUGUGACUCAUGCGACGCACGCCACUCGCGUCCAUACGACGCCGUCGUUCAGGUUUCUCUGAGUUCCGUGGCUGCGUUGUCGUUUUUGUGCCUCGCAAGCUUCGUUAGGAAGUAUGGUCUCCGAAGGUUUCUCUUCUUCGACAAGCUUUGCGAUGAGAGCGAGACCGUUAGAAUGAACUACAUGGCACAGCUCAAUAGGUCAGUGAAGAUCUUGUCAGUGUUUGUGGGGCCAUGCUUCGUGGCUGAGGUUGCAUACAAGAUAUGGUGGUACGCAUCUGGAGCCUCACAAAUUCCCUUCUUGGGUAACGUGUACGUGAGCGAUGCGGUAGCGUGCAUAUUGGAACUGUGGUCAUGGCUGUACCGAACCACAGUGAUCUUCCUAGUGUGCGUUCUGUUCCGUCUGAACUGUCAUCUCCAGAUCCUACGGUUGCGCGACUUCGCCAGAUUCUUCCACGUGGACUCUGACGUGGCAUCGGUGAUGUCGGAACACCUUAGGAUCAGGAGGCACUUGCGAAUCAUAAGCCACAGGUUUCGCGCGUUCAUACUACUCGCCCUCUUAUUGGUCACUGGAAGUCAGUUUGCGUGCCUCCUUGUCACAACUAAGCCUACACAUGAUGUUAACAUCUACAAAACCGGCGAGCUUGCGUUGUGUUCAGUCACUCUCCUUUCUGCGCUUUGCAUAUUGUUACGUAGUGCCACAAAGAUAACACACAAAGCACAAGCCAUCACAGGGCUUGCUGCCAAGUGGCAUGUUUGUGCUACGUUGGAUUCUUUUGAUGGAGCAACAGAAGGUGACACACCAAUGGUGAUUCAGAAUUCCCAUGAAAGAAGUUUUCCUAAUGUGGGAACAGAUGGGGAAUCAGAAACUGAUGAAGCAGGUGAUGAAGAAGAUGAGAUUGAUACCACUAAGUUUAUCCCAUCCUAUGCUUACAGCACCAUCUCAUAUCAGAAGAGACAAGCUCUUGUAAAUUACUUCGAGAACAACAGGGCAGGGAUUACAGUAUUUGGGUUCAUGUUGGAUAGGAGUUCGCUCCACACGAUAUUCGGUAUUGAACUGUCGCUAGUUCUUUGGCUGCUUGGGAAAACCAUAGGCAUUUCUUGA